Messenger RNA from Caenorhabditis briggsae, 1074 nucleotides. It is a transcript of the gene Cbr-gpa-1, whose product is annotated as Protein CBR-GPA-1. Lineage: Eukaryota; Metazoa; Nematoda; Chromadorea; Rhabditida; Rhabditidae. The transcript has 7 exons. Gene Ontology annotation, molecular function: G-protein beta/gamma-subunit complex binding; guanyl nucleotide binding; G protein-coupled receptor binding. The record is from RefSeq and is a predicted model, not a curated record. The coding region runs from base 1 to 1074 and encodes 357 amino acids. Gene Ontology annotation, biological process: adenylate cyclase-modulating G protein-coupled receptor signaling pathway. Gene Ontology annotation, cellular component: heterotrimeric G-protein complex.
AUGGGAAACUGCGAUAGUCGAGAACUUGCGGAACAAACAAAACAGAGUAAGAAGAUUAAUACAGAACUGGCAAUUGCUAAAAAAGACGAUGAGAAUGUCAUAAAACUGCUUUUGUUGGGAGCCGGAGAAAGUGGCAAAAGUACAGUACUCAAACAGAUGAGGAUCAUUCACAACAGUGGUUUCUCACAAGAAGAAUCAAUGACUAAACGAAAUGUUGUUUGUGCCAAUACAAUUCAAGCAAUGGGCGCUUUGAUUGAAGGAAUGAGACAACUUCGAAUAGAUUUUGUCAAUAGAAUUUGUAAUGCCCAUGAAAAGUUAAUUCGGGAAACAUUGAGUGAGAACACGGAAUACAAUCCGUUCAAUGAUGCAAUGUACACAGCACUUUCGGAUUUGUGGGCAGAUAAAGGAAUCCAAAGUGCCUAUGGCAAAAGAGAGCUUUUCUAUCUUGCCGACUCUGCUAAAUAUUUCUUCGAUUCACUUGCACGUAUCAACGAGCCGAAUUACAUCCCAACUGAAAACGAUAUUCUGCACACUCGUGUUCCGACAAUGGGUGUAAUCGAAGUAAAGUUCCAAAUGAAAGGAAAAGUAUUCCGAGUAUUCGAUGUGGGCGGUCAGCGUUCACAGCGGAAGAAAUGGAUUCAUUGUUUCGACGACGCGAAAGCCUUGAUUUAUGUAGCAUCUUUGUCAGAAUACGAUCAAGUUUUAUUGGAAGACAAUACCACGAACCGAAUGCAAGAAUCUCUCCAAUUGUUCAAACAAGUUGUCAACAACAAGUACUUCGUCAACACUUCAGUUAUCCUGUUCCUGAACAAAGUUGAUCUCUUCGAAGAGAAAAUUAUCAUCAAGAAAAGGAGUCUCACCAUUGCAUUCGAUGCCUACACAGGACCACAAGAAGACGUGGAAGCAGCGAUUACAUUCAUUGAUUCCAAGUAUAGAGCAAUGGCAGAUAACAAAGAUAAGAAUAUUUAUGUUCACAAAACAUGCGCAACGGACACGCACCAAGUACAAUAUGUACUCGAUGCCGUUUUGGAUACGAUACUGUCGUCUAAACUCAAGGGAUGUGGAUUAUUUUGA